AUGGGCAAUUUUUAGGAUAAUACAAGUCUAGUCGACGGUGAUACAGUGACAGGUUGGACAUAUAACAAUAAAGUUUAAUGUCAAGGUUAACUUAUUGAAGCAAACAAGUUAGUAUAUAUGCUUAAUAGUGGAUAAAAACAGUCCUCAAAAACAUACACUAAUCUUCCAAAUCACUAUAGAUAUGAAGUUAGAAUCGAUUUUUUAGUAGUUGACAACCCUAGUGGCCCUGUUUCCUUUUUUGUUGAUUCAUAAAAUUUAGCAACUUAUUAAUUUAAUUCACAUGGAAAAGAUAUGUCUAUUUGCGGUGAUCCAUUAGUCAAAGAUAAAUUUGAAAGAGUAUAAUAUAAAAAACCCCACACUUCUUCUACUUUAACAAUGACUAUUUAACAUGAUCUCGGUUGGAACAGUAUGCUUGGGAUAACAGAUUUAUAAAUAUUCUUAGAUACUUGUCACCCUUUUUGCAAAUCUUGUAAUGGACCUGAUUCAAAUAAUUGUACAGGCUGUGGUCCUGGAUAAACAUUAUCUGCAGGAACUUGCACAUGCCCUAACCCAUAACUAAUGUAAAAUGGAAGUUGUGUAUCAAGCUGUGCUGCACCUUAAAUGGCUAGUGGAAGCAUAUGUAUAGAUGAUCCCUGUUAAAUAAAUUGUACUACUUGUAGUUCGAGUGGGCCAAGAUUAUGUACAAAAUGUUCAGGAAGCUAUAGAUUAUUUAAUGGAAAUUGCAUUGUUUAGUGUCCCUCAUAUACAAGCAAUAUAAAUGGGGUAUGCAUUGAUAUGAUUACAUAAUACUGGAAUGGAUACUACUUAUUCAAAGGAUUCUUUGAAGAUGAUUUUUCAUCAAUUUCAUUUGAAAAUUAUGGUUUUUAAGGCAAUUAUUUUGAUCCCUAUGGAGAUAUACCUAACUCUGAUAUGGCUACAUACUCUGAUUGCUAUGGAGUAAGACUAUACUCAGGUUUUGGUAUUUAUGGUUAAUUUGUUUAAAUAUCGAAUUAGUGGAAUAUCCCAUGGAAACAUAGUUCAGUUUUAGUUAAAAUGAAAUAUGUUUAAGUAGAGAAUUACGAAACAAAUUACGAUACUAAUUAAUUAGAGAGACUAAGUAUAAAUUUAAAUGGCUAAGAGUAAGCUUUUCUUCUCAGUGGUGGUACUGAUUUAGGUUGUGGUAGGUUAGAUUAAGGUGAAACUUUGGGAUGGCUAACGGCUAAUACAACUAAAACUGUUUAAGAUGGAUAGUUGACUAUUACAAUUACAAAUAAUUUUUAUAACCCUACUUGGUAUGAAGGAAUUGCGUUUAGAGAACUUGUGAUUAUAGUAUCAAAAUGUGUAGAUAAUUGCACUUAAUGUACUGAUUACGACGGUUGUGUUUAAUGCGAUCCUAAUUAUUACCUGUACAGAGCAUAGUGCUAUUUAAAUAAGUGCCCUGAUGGUUCCUAUUAAGAUAAAACAAAAUUACCUUUACUUGUUUGUACUGAUUGUGAUAAUACAUGUUUGACAUGCAGUGAUGCAGGACCUCAGAAAUGUGUUACUUGUUCAACUCCUCCACGUUUAUUUAAAUAAAAUCAAUGUGUAGUAAAUUGUGGGGACUAAUUUUAUCCAGGGACAACCACAUGUCUUCCAUGUGAUCAAACUUGUUUUGAUUGCUCUGGACCUAAUAGUAAUUAGUGCACUAGUUGUUCAACAGGUAGAUUUUAUUUGGUUUCUAUACAUCAAUGUCUUUUGAAUUGUCCUCCUGGAUUUUAUAAUGAUGCCUCUAAAAAUGUUUGUACUCCUUGUAAUCCUUAAUGCUACACUUGCUCAGGCCCAAGUGCUACUGAAUGUCUCACUUGUGAACCUCCUAAAAUGUUUUUAACUGGUCAUUCUUGUGGCCCAGGAUGUGCAGCAGGAUAUUUUGGAAAUACUGCAAAUUAAGUUUGCACACCUUGUUAAUCACCAUGUUAAACAUGUGUAAGUACUGCAACAAACUGUGUAACCUGUGUUACAAAUUACUAUCUUCAAAACGGUAAUUAAUGUUUGACUACCUGUAAUAACAGAUUCUUCCCUAACUCAAUAACAAAUACAUGUGAUCCAUGCAAUAUACUCUGUGUUAAUUGUAAUGGACCAAACUCAAAUUAAUGCACAUCAUGUGACGCAAAUACUGGAUUUUUGUAAAAUUCAACAUGUGUUAGCUAAUGUGCUAUUGGUACUUAUGGAGAUACAAAUACUUAUACUUGCAAGCAAUGUGAUACAUCUUGUUAUGCUUGCUAAGCUCCUGGUGAUAGUACAAGCUGCACAAAGUGCUUUGCACCUAAUUUUUUAAAUAAUCUUGGUUAGUGUAAGCCUACUUGCCCUAAUUAAUUUUAUGGUGAUAAAUCUAAUUUGGUAUGUAAGCCUUGCCAUCCAACUUGUCUAUAAUGUACUGAUGGUAACAGUACUUCUUGCACUAAAUGUGCUGUUGGAAGAUAUUUAAGUAGUGGGUAGUGCCUAUUAAAAUGUCCUGAUGGAACUUAUCCAGAUGAUGUAAAUUAAAUUUGUAAUAAUUGUUAUUACACUUGUGCCCAGUGCACUGAUAGUGUAUCAACAGCAUGUGUGACAUGCUAAAAUGGUAGGUUUUUUUAUGGUGGUUCUUGCUUUUUGAAGUGUCCAGAUGGAUUUUAUAAUGAAAUUACAAGUUUAAGCUGUAAAAAAUGUGAUGCAUCAUGUAAAACAUGUGCCGGUCCAGGAAACAACAUGUGUUUAUCUUGUGGAACUGGAAAAUAUUUAAACAACAAUUUAUGUGUACCAACAUGUCUUGAUGGAUACUAUAUGGAUAAUAACUCAAAUUAAUGCGAAGUUUGUUAAGCAACAUGUAAAACAUGUUAUGGACCUAUGCCAGAUAACUGUAAAACUUGUGCAGGAAAUAGAUUUUUAGACCCCAUAAAUUUAACAUGUGUAUCUUAUUGUCCUUCAUCUUUUUUUGCAGACUUAGCAAAUCAUAAAUGUAUUUAGUGUGACCAAACUUGCCUUAAUUGCAGUGGGACAUAACCUAAUUAGUGUACAGAAUGUCCUAAUGGCACAUAUUUAUUAGAUGGAUAGUGUAUAGCUGUAUGUAAGGCUGGUUAUUUCCCUGUAACUUAACCUAAUAUAUGCAGUCCUUGUCACAGAUCUUGUGGUACAUGUACAGGUGCACUAGAAAAUUAAUGUUUUUCAUGUAAUAGUGGUAGAUAUCAGCUUGGUUACGUUUGUCUUGAGCAAUGCCCUGAUAAUUAUUAUGGUGAUACUACUUCUAAUUUAUGUAAGUAGUGUGAUUCUAGCUGCUUUCUUUGUGAUGGGGGGACAAGUAGUAGCUGCACAAAAUGUGUUAUUGGUAUGUAUUUAUAUAAUGGUACUUGUGUUAAAAUUUGUCCUACGGGUUAUUUUGGAUCAGAUUUAAAAGGAAAAUGCAUGUAAUGCUAUUCAACUUGUGCUACAUGCGAUAAGACAAACCCUAACGUCUGUUUUUCUUGCAUCAAUAAUUACUAUUUAUAUCAAGGUAAAUGCCUUUCGUAGUGUCCUACAGGAACAUUUGAAAGCACAGCAGUUUCAUAGACAUAAGAUCCUUCAUCUUCUUAACAAGUUAUAAAUAUUUGUAAAAAUUGUUAUUAUGGAUGCAAACUUUGCAAUGGAGAAACUGAUAAGAGUUGUUUAGCUUGGGAUACAGUUGAAGUUUAUUAUUAAGAAUCUAAAAUAAUUUAUUGGAUUUUUGUAGGAUAAAGCAUUUAUUCAACAUUUGCUUUCUUUUUUGGGUUCUAUAGAGACUAUAAGUGUAAGUAAUUAGAAGAUAUAUUAGCAGAAGCAACUGAUGAUAAAGAAGAUGCUAAGCCAUUAAAUGAAACUCAAUCUCAUGAAAUGAAGAAUAAUAGUGAUAAUCAUACUAAUACAAUUUUUUCAAACAAUUCCCAUAUGCCUUUGAAAAACAACUUCUAAAGAUAGUAAACUAGAAGAAAAAGACCUAAUACUAUAGUUUUGUAAGAAUUAAUACCAUAAGAUAACAAUUCGCCUUAAAUUACUCUUCAAAGUACUCCCUAUAAAUAAGAUGAUAAUAAGCACACUCAAUCAGAUGAUAAAACUUCUAUCCAUACACUAUAAAUUUAAAAUUCUCCUCGUUCUAUGAAAGAUUCUAAAUUAUUAAAAAGUAAUACUUUAGGGACUAAUUAAUUUGUUAGCUUCUAUUAAAGUAACACUAAUAUAUCUUCUAUCAAAAAAUUGAAAAAAUAAUCUACCAUUGGAGGUACCAUUCAAACUGGAAUGGUGAUUCCUUAAACUAAUAAAGAAAAAAAGGGUUUUGAUUUUAGUGGCAAUAAAAAUCUAUUCUUUUUCUAUUUGAAUUUCUUUUAGAUAUUCAAUAUAUUAAUCAGAUAUGAUAAAUAUCUGAUAAGACCUUUAAGAGCAUUAAUUUACUAUGCUAAAACAAUGCUCAUCCUUUGGUUUACAUCAAGACUAUUACCAAAUGAAUUUUAUGUUACUUUUAGUUUAGUGACUCUGCUCUAGAUAGUUUCAUGUAUAUUAUUAAAUACAUCUAGAUUUGUUUCUAAAAAUUUACCAAGAGCAGCUGCAAUAGUUUUUACAUUAGUGGUGAUUUUAAUAUUGUAUAAGCUAUUUUGGUUUUUCCUUCCAGAAUUAUCAAUAAUUAACUACUCACAAGAUAGACAUUGGUCAUUCCUUUACUUAUUUGCUGUUUGCUUUGAUAUUGGGCUAUUUUAAUUGAUAUUUAAUGGAAUUUAGUAUUUUUAUACUAGAGAUAUUAUCUAAAGGCCUCCAGUUACUUGGUCUAAAUCUAAAAAAGCUGCUUCAAAAAUAUUUUAUAAUGAUUCUAUUGCUUCAUGGUUAAAGUAAUUUGUUUGA
This is a messenger RNA of Tetrahymena thermophila SB210, 4836 nucleotides long. RefSeq lists its product as hypothetical. The record is from RefSeq and is a predicted model, not a curated record. The transcript is spliced from 11 exons. Lineage: Eukaryota; Ciliophora; Oligohymenophorea; Hymenostomatida; Tetrahymenidae.